Molecule: messenger RNA, 756 nt
Organism: Westerdykella ornata
Lineage: Eukaryota; Fungi; Ascomycota; Dothideomycetes; Pleosporales; Sporormiaceae
Exons: 2
Coding region: 1-756 (251 amino acids)
Cellular component (GO): transcription factor TFIIH holo complex
Source: RefSeq, a predicted model, not a curated record
AUGACCCCGCUGGCCUCAUCAGUCGCACCCUCCUCAAUCACAUCGCCUCUCCCCCAACCACGUCGUCACCCAUUGAAGCCUGGAAGCCCCAAGGAAAGCGAGCUCAUCCGCUAUCUCGACCACGGUCUCAAUGCCGUACAACUGCGCGUUGAGAAUCGAUUGCAAAAGCCUGCCAAGGACUCAUCAGAAAUCAGAGGUUAUCAGCAUUUUGGCGAAAUAGAAAGGGAUAUAGAGCCGCUGAUUGACGUAUUAUGGGUAUCCGGAUCUCCAAAUCUGCAGGUGCCAUACCUCCUCAACAUCGCGCGCUCCCUCACCGAAUACCUCCCACUCUUCCCUGCUUCCCCCAAGGCAACCUUCCGACUCCUUGACAAACUAGAUCUCGCAUUUUCUAGCCUCUUGCAGGGUAAAGACGCAGAUAAAGGCGAACCGCUCCCCGGCUUUGAGAAUGGACGUACAGUCAGCAUAACAGACAAGGUCCGUCUUAAAGGCAUUGUAGAUCGGACUAGACUUGUGGUAGUACGUACAUUAGGCGAUGAACUUGUCGAUGAAGAGGGUGAAGCUCUAGUCAGAGAAGAUGAAGCCAUGCCAAACGAUGAUACAGUAAAGUUCGAAGGGUUCGAGAACAAUGACAGUGACGACGAGGAAGAUGACGAGGACUGGAAAGAGGCACAGAUUGGCAGGGUCUACGAGCGAACGAUCGGCGAGUUGGGCGAUGUCCUCGGUGGACCGCCCAUUGGAAUCAUCACUGAGGAGUGA